AUGUUGGGGGAAUGGAAUGCACAGGCAUCGGGCGACUUGAAAGUGGUAGCAGUCCUGCACCACCAUCCCUGUACUUCAACGCUCCCUCUCCUUUACCACCACCAUCCAGAGUGGUAUCCAAAUCUUUCGAGUCGCAGCCUGUGCUCACCCGACGCCGCUAUUUCUUCCCCCUUUUCAACAUCUCCACCACCCAAUCUUCCCGUGUCUCCCCGUAUCCAUGACCCUCCUCGUCUCCAACAGCAGGUUUCGUCGCCUCGAGUACGGAAGGGCGACUUUUUUGCGACCGAAUCGUCGUCAGCAGGGCAUCAUCGUCAUGGGCUUUGCGCCUUUACUUCUCAAUAUGAGCUGUGGACGAUAUUGCCCGUGCGGCUCUCCUACACUGUCGCUGGUUUAAACGCUCUCCCCAAUUCGCAGAACAACUACCCAUAUCUUGCUUGUUGCUAUAUCCUUCGAUAA
Molecule: messenger RNA, 456 nt
Organism: Mycena indigotica
Lineage: Eukaryota; Fungi; Basidiomycota; Agaricomycetes; Agaricales; Mycenaceae
Exons: 3
Coding region: 1-456 (151 amino acids)
Source: RefSeq, a predicted model, not a curated record